AGCUUCGUCAAGAUGUUUCGUGCCGUUACAGUACUGUGUGCGAUCGCGGUAUAUUUGGUGAUCUUUAAACAAGUGGCGUGUCAUCAGCAUGGUUGGAAUCACGGUCACGGACGACAUGACCAUCAUCGCCACCAUCAUAGACCUCCUCAUCGUCACCACCACCGGCAUGGACUGUUCCUGAAUAUAGCCAUUUACGAACCAAAAGGCUUGGAGAUAUCUACAGCGAAAUUUAACAGCACAGCACAAUACUUUGGCUUUGACAUGUUCAUCAAUAACCCGGACGGUGUCACGCCAGAUGUAUCCCACAAUACGACGGAAGUGUCAUACGGGAAGUACAUCGUGCGCGACUCGCAGGUCAUCAUAAAAGCAGGUGAUGUUCUUAACAUAACGUACUUUAUGGGAUUCUCCGAUGGAGGUGAAAUUAAAUCAACUACCACAAUUCCAGUAUACAGACAUAUGAUUAAAAACAACUGUACCUGUGAGAAUAAGGCUGACGCAGAAGCUCCAUCGAGACCGCCUGUCAAAUCGAUACCUCCCUGGUCACGAACAACAACUAUCCCACAACAACACACACGUCGGCCAACAACACCACCGAUGCGUCCAACCGUUCCGGUCACAACUACAGAACAUUCCGACAUGAGUCAGUACUCCGAUGAACACUCCGAUGAGCAGUUUGACUGUGAAAUCGAUCCCACCACCAACCUCUGCUCCGGUAAUUUACAAAUAGACGAACGGAGAAUUGCAGUACCCCAACGACAACCGCAAAAACUCGUCAACCACCCUGACAGAGAGGUGGAUAUGAACGUUUUUAUGGACAUUUUUAACGCGGUAAUCGACCAGUGUCCAGCUAAACCACGCACCACCUAUCUCAUUCUGGCCAAGAAGGCUUAUACGAACGAUGCGUCCAUCGAUUGGGUCCGCUACGUACGCACAACACUAAAGCACAGGCUAAAGCUUAGCGGACUGGCGGACAACGCCUUGAUCGAUGCCCAACAGAGCGGAGCCGCGAUCGUGUUCGAGAUGGACACACUGUUCAACAAGCUGCAAGUGCUUUACCACGCACGAAAGUUAGGUAUGAUGUCCUUGAAAGAUUUCGAUGAUAUAUAAGCAGAAGAGGUUAAUGCAAUAAUUGUUGCAAUUAUUGGUUAUCACCCGUUCAAUAAUAAUACCUUACAAUAGAUAAUAAAUGCAAAAAUUUAUAUGAAUACUUUUGAAUGAGAAAACUAUUGAUAAUUAUUUUUGUCACGGUCAAGAUGAAAGAUCUUCAUCCCAGGUCGUCAACGUGCGCGAAGAAGCGAAGUUUGAAUACUAUCAAGGGAACGGAGAGACAAACUUUGAAGCACGUGCGAAAUUAAUUCGAAUUGUAUUCUUACAACUGAAUUAUUACAUAUUGUUAUACAUAUUUUAUUCUCUAACUAUUUAAGCUAUA
Anopheles moucheti is the source of this 1429-nucleotide messenger RNA. RefSeq lists its product as uncharacterized. Bases 13 to 1107 code for a protein of 364 amino acids. The record is from RefSeq and is a predicted model, not a curated record. NCBI's taxonomy places the organism in Eukaryota, Metazoa, Arthropoda, Insecta, Diptera, Culicidae. Gene Ontology annotation, molecular function: carbohydrate binding. The transcript is spliced from 2 exons.